AUGAACCCCACAUCUGGCAGCGCAUUCGGAAGUGCAUUCGGUGGACAGGGCAUGGCCUUUGGAGGAGGAAACAGCGGCAACGCAAAUAACACCAACCCGAGUGGAAGCGCAUUCGCCAACACUGGACCUGGAGCAGGAGGAGGAGGAGGAGGAGGAGGAAGAGGAGGUAGCGCAUUCAAUAACGCCGGCGGCGCUCCUAGCGCGUUUGGGGCGUUUGCAGGCGGAAACAGUGGUGCAAGUGCCUUCAACAGCCAUAACAACAACACAGCAGGCGUCAGCGGAAUCCCAGGGACAGCCUUCAACAACGGUGGCGGUUUCAACUCGUAUAACCAGUCCGCGUCAGGUCAAAACCAGUUUGGAGCAGCUGAUGGUCAUUCUGACAAUUCUCGAGGACGGGGCAGAGGUCAAGGUGGUAACAACAGCUACAGAGGCGGACGUGGAGGAAGCAACCGAGGAAGCUCCAAUAUGACGUAUGUGGCACCAGGACUGUCGACCAGCCACGGUCAACAACAACAGCAGCAACACCAACCACAACACAGAUCGCACCUCUCAUCCGUCUUCACUGUAGGAUCACCAGGCGGAGAGUCUGAUCCGGCAUUCUCUGCAGCGGGAUCUAAUCGUGGUGGUGGUCGCGGAGGGUAUUCUGGCAGCCCCAGAGGACGUGGACGUGGUGGUGCAGCAGCUGGAGGAGUUCCAGGACAGUUCAGAUCGAUCCAAUGGCGUCCAGCUGAUGGCCCUCAGAGUGGUUCCGCCAACCAAGGAUUCGACUCUGCCAUGGCAAUGGAUAGCACUUCCGACAUUUCAAAUAGUGCAACGCCCUCCUCCGCCGUCAACACUUCAUCAUCCGGCAGUCCUGGAAGCUUACAGCAGCAUGCCGCCUUUUCUGCCUUUGGGGCUGCCGGCCACAAUAAUGCAGGAUUCGGGGGCGCCAACAAGAGCACAGCAUUCGGUGGUAAUAACCCGAGUGCAGGAUUCGUUAGCAGUAAUCAGAAUGAAGGGUUCGCUCUACAAACAGGAGCAGGGGCAGGGUCCGUAGGCUCGUCCUUCAACAAGCAAUGGACUCCAGCUGCCUCAUCUGCCACCCCUACGUCUGCGUUCCAAGGCAGCGGUUCAGGAGGCGCGUUUGGCAUCCAUACUUCCGUGCCAGCAGCAGGAAGAUCUACGACCUCCUCACCCAUCCCGUCCUCUGUAACUGCCAUCUCUACACCUGCGUUUCAGGGUAGCAGUUCUGGAAGCGCGUUCGGCACACAUACUUCUGCGUCAGCAUCAGGAAACUCUACAACUUCAUCCUUUUCGUCCGCUGUAACCGCACCACAAGGCCUGACGACGUCAACUUUCAGGAAGGGAGGGUUCGUUAGCAGCUCUCCAAGUAGUAAGGGCGACUCGGUCUUUGCGACUCCCACCUCUCGACCAGUCUCAUCACCAUCCGCAUCCCGUCCAAACCAGUCUGCAUUCACACCGCCAGCCAAGUCUUCACCCUUCAUGGACAGCUCUGCAUCCCAACAGAUCUCUGGCGGUACCGUGGAUUCAGACAGUCGAUUGACUCGAUUCUCCACGGAUACCAUUGAUGCCAAAGAAUUUGAAAAGCUGAAAGAAAAGCGUGAACUGGAACGAAAAGAUGCCAUCCGCGCAGGCCUGAUCCCGGACCCAGAUAAACCGCGACGACUGGAAGAUGCCAUCACCUUCGUCGGUACCUGCAUGGACAUGUGUCCAGAAUUCGAGCGCCACGAGCGGGAAUUCCAGCUUAACGUCGAAAAGUUCGAGAAGGUCCCAGGAACAGAGAAGAUUGACCACCUACGAGCUGUCAAGGCUUAUGCAAGACCCGCUGCAGGAAAGGAGCAACCUCUGCCAUCGGAUGUUCGCCCUCCUGCAGCCCUACUUUCGACACUCGACUAUCUUAUCAACCAAAUUGUCGGCGAGGAUGGCUUGGGCGACUCCCACUUUUUUGUGCGCGACCGAACACGUUCUAUCAGGCAAGACUUCACCCUGCAGAACAACAGAGGACUCGAGGCGAUUCAAGCACACGAGAUAAUCGCCCGUUAUCACAUUCUUUGCAUGCAUCAACUAUGCGAGAAUAAGGGGUUCAGCGAUCAGCAGGAGAUGGAACAACUUAGGAAAGUCCUUACAAGUUUGCAGGAGUUUUACGACGACAUGAGGUCGGAGGGCGUUCCUUGUCCGAACGAGGCUGAAUUUAGGGCUUACCAUAUGCUGAGUCAUCUCCGAGACCCAGACAUGAUCCGUCAAGCACAACGACUCCCGAUGCACAUUUUCCGGGACCCUUACAUUCAGGUGGCGGCAGAGAUCCACGCGUUGACAAGGCGCAACAACGACAUCCACCGGCGAGCCAAGAUCCAGUCGGAGGCCUCUCCUAACUUCUUCACUCGGUUUUUCAAGCUUGUGGCAGGUGCGCCGACCACGUAUCUCAUGGCUUGUCUCCUGGAGGUCAAUUUCGUCGAAAUCCGCAAGGGCGCCUUGAAGGCAAUGAACAAGUGCUACCUCGAUCAACACCGCGGUUUCUCGGUGGAAGAUUUAGUGGUCAAUCUGGGGUUUGAUGAUGCCGAGGAGUGCAUUGCCAACUGUGAAGAGUACGACCUGGCGUUGACCCCGGACCGGACCGCAGUCAUCUUUGGAAGGAAAGAUCCGACCACUCGUCGUCGUAUCUUUAAAGAGGGAACGCUGGCGAUGAAGCAACAUCGCAACGAAAGGAUCGUCGAGGCUAAGAGACAGAACUACACGGCCUCUGAAAUCAUUUAUGGCAGGACUCCACCCCCACAGCCGAUCAAUGCUCUCUCGAGAACGCCACAAGCAAUCGCACCUCUCGCCACAAGACCAACUGUCCCCAACCCCUUGCAACGACACACAUCCGCUAGCGCGACAUUACGGCAGAGUGCAUCCGCUUCGGCGCCUACAGGACCUCCAACAGGAGCCAGAUCUUCACCAGCGCCAACAACGACAGUAUCUCAGCCAGCGACGGGUGUAAAACCAAGCGGAAUGUUUGACUUUGGUCUGGGUGGAACAGUAUCACCCCUGCCCAACGGAGUAACCACCUCGACCACUACAAGUCAGGGAUCGCUGUUGCCGUCCGUGUUUUCUACUGCAGCUACGGCUACACUUGGCGCAGGAGCAGCGACCAUACCUCUCUUCACCCAAGGAUUCAGCAAUGCGACAACUUCCUCCUCUGUUGCACCACUAGCUCGUGGACAGCAGUCUGUAACCAGUGCACCAACUAACGUCAGCCAGCCUGCGUCCUUAUUUACAAACCCAGCUGCCGCAGGAAUGAACCCGCCCGGGUUUAGUUUCUUGGCACCUCCAGUCAGCUCGACGACGACCGCUACAACAUCAAGCGCCUUCACGCCAGCCUUAUCAAGCACUCUCUUAUCUACUACAGGAACUCCAGUCCAGUCAUCUCCCUUUGCAUUCAAAACGCCCGAAACCAGAUCCCCAGCAACAGCAAGUCCCUUCAACUUUAAUGCAUCAAGUCAAACACCGGCAUCAAAUGUCGUACCUUCGUCACUAUCUCUCGCCCCGGCCAUGGGUGGUAUUGCUACCAGCACGUCGAAAUCACCUGGUACUAUCAAUAUCCCUCCGAUCCCAUCAGUAACUUCUGUGCAGCCACCGACACCCACACGAUCUUCGCUCUUCACCACACCGCCGCCUCUUUCGCCAUCAUUUGCGCCCAAAUCAGAUGCCACCAGGAUUGUCACAAAACGGGGACGGAUCUACCCACGCUCAGUUGUUGAAUCUAUAGUCAAGGAACUUUUGGACUCGGAAACGGAUCGUCUCAUUCGAAUGACGGCAGCGCAGAUGUCACAGGAGGUGGCGAUCGAGCGAUCUGUUCGUCGGGCAAAGGAGAGACAGGACACUAUUCAACGCGAGUCCAUGCGACUUUUGACAGAAGUAAUGGCUCAAGCUGCUGACGAGACGAUCGAGGAGAUUCUAGCCGAGAUUUAUCGAGAGACAAUAGUUCAGAGACGGGUAGUGGCUCACUGGAGAUCGUUCACAGUCAAGUCUAUUCAACGAGCGGAGGAACUUCGGAGGCGUCAAGAGCACUUUUUGAGCAAUGUUCGGGCUAUGGGCAGUCGUGCAGGACUCACUGAUGCGGAGCCCUGGACGGUCAAGGUUCGGGAUCAGAACUCUGCCAGGCGGCUGCCACGGACCGCCAAGGGCACAAGACAAGCUGCAUCGGAUAUACAGGGCAUCAAGGCCAUGGUGGCCUCCAGCAAGCGCAAGCGACUUUUGAGCAUUGGUCAGGAAGGCAGUCCAGAUCUGGCCCUAGUAGCAGGUCUCAAGAAGGCUGCCGCGCCCAAGCAGGAGAUGUGGGCACCCUUGCCUGUGCUUGAUAUUGUCGAGAACCAGUACAACAAGAGGCCUGCAGCCGUGUCAGGAGAUUCAACGUCAGCGGACCAGGAGCCUCCUCGCAGAUCGGGAGGAUUGACGAAGCGUCGCUGGAGAUUGUUUGUCGGCACCCCAAGCUUCAAGGAGACUACAUCGAAAUGGCUGCUUAGAAAGCUGGGCGUCGACAUGAGCAGAACAACCAAGGCUCAACAACGAUCAGGAACUAUGGUGGCGGAACACCCAGGGCGAACCGACUCUGAGACGGCAAUGGACGUAAUUGUCCACGGAAGCGAGGACGCCUCUGUGAUGGACCUCUUGGGUAUGUCCAAGUACGAAAUUAUGGAGACGGCAGCAUUCAUAUUUGAGUUUAGCAAGAUCCCUUUUGCAGACCAUGAAGCAACAGAGCAAGCCAUUCGUCAAUAUUGGCUGUCGGAACGUGCAAGAUUGGUUCGCUUCCUGUCGUGCUUCCCGAAGGUCAAGCAGCCGAUUGUCUUUAUUCUUUGGACAAGUUCCCCUGAAGUUUGGGAGAGAAUGUCACCUCGGAUGGUGGAGUAUCUUGAACUGGACGCGAUGGUCAAGUCCCCCAAAGCUCCGCUCCUAGGCUACCGGUUCUUAAACAUGGAUAUGUCGACGAUGAAACUGGAUCGUUUUAUGGCUGGAUCACUCGAAUGGCUUGCGGCCGAGACAAAGGAUUACUUCGAGGACCCUGCCGCUAUGUUGUCGACCCUUCUGGACAAGUAUAGACCGAUCUUCGAGUGGGCUCUCUGUCGGAUCUCAUUGGCAGAGGGACCUUGGUACUCGCAGUACGAUGAAGAAGAUGAGGAGGAGACGAACAUGUGGUUGCUGAAGCAGAGACAGCGGAAGAAGCUGCAGGACCAGAAGUUGUUAUUGAAUGGUAUCGGAGGAGGAGGAGGAAGAGGCGCGCAACUAGGAAAUGGAGAUUUAGAAGAUGUUGCGCCACCCAGGAACUUGUUUGUGGAGUCCUUGGAGACUGGGUUCAACUUGGCUGUGCGGUUGUUCAACGCGGAACUGGAGAACAUUGCACAAACUAUUGAGGCCAAGGGGCAAGGUGAAACCCGCGAAGGAGCCGCACAGGAGGGUCGCAUGAAGGAUGCGAUGGCACGGUUUAUUCGUCAAGCCGAGUUGCCCGAGAUGAAGCCUGGAUCGAUUCUUGACAGGAUCCACUUUGGCAUGGACUCCAAGAGUGCGUUCUGCGACUUUAUGGACGUUUACCUCGCUACACUGGGAGGACUCGCCAAGGAACCACAGAAUCAGGAAGCCAAGGCGGCGAUGCGCGCCGAGAUCUGGAAGCUACUCCGAUCCUCUACAGAAGACCGCGUCCCUCUGGAAGCAAUUUUCAAGCGCAUCUCCAGCCAGGUAUUGACAUGGAUAGAGGCAGGCAUUUUGGACACGGAGCGAUUCAGCAUUCGCCUCAAAAAGUGGGAAUCUCUUCGCAACUCUUUGGAACACCAACAGAACCAAUACCGCCAGCAGCAGCAACAGCUGGACAGUGUCGACUGGGAGGAUGACAACGAGAGCGAUCUGGGCAACAACGGACGGGCAGUUCGCCAGCAAGACCAGUCUUCUGACAUGUCAUUUACACCUUUAUUGAUCCAUGACGAGGUGGAUGUCGAUGAAAACGUCUUUGAUUUUGAGACGACGGCACAGAGUGAGGUCCGCAUUUGGGAGAGGGCGGUGGAGAAGCAAGCCCGCGAACGCGAGGAGAGGGCAUUGGCUAUUCCGGUGGAGACCUCAUCACUAGCCGAUCGAGCAGGACUGACAGUACCGUCAGCAAUUGCAGCGAACCGCUUCGGAGACAGUCGCAAGCGACGAGCACCAGAGAGUCCUCGGGAAACACUGAAAAAAUCGAGGAUGCAGGCACGAUCGGCACUGGGGUUGAACAGAGGCGACGACGAGAACUUAUUCAUUACAUCGAACUCUCCCUCUCGCCCCUCCUCGCCCCCUAAUGGUGCCGUCAUCAACGGUGUCGCCAAUGGUGCUUUGAGUGGAACCGCCAGCCCAGGAUUGUCGUCAAGUACAAGCCCAUGGUCCUCGCCUCUGUCUAAGACAGUCUCGCCUCUUUCGGGAGCAUUGACGCCAUUUUCUACUGUACCCUUGUCGACAUCCACUGCCUUUGCGACAGGCAUGACCUCUACUUCCUCGCCGAUUGUCGACCGCUUGGCACGGCUCCGCAACCUAAUCAAGGAAGUCAAGGCGACCACGCACCUGACCCCUCAGCCCUAA
Messenger RNA from Linnemannia hyalina, 6579 nucleotides. The record is from the annotation of a GenBank genome assembly. Lineage: Eukaryota; Fungi; Mortierellomycota; Mortierellomycetes; Mortierellales; Mortierellaceae.